AUGUCAAGUUCUAAUAAAAAAUGCGAGGAUAUUAUUGCAUUAAUUCAACCAACAGAAAUAGAAAUAGACGAGCAACAGGAUGAAACCUUUAUUCCAAAAAUUUCUAUUAUAGAUACCAUAAUUGGUGUUGAAAAUUUAUUAAAUUUUUUAGUAUAUCCUCCAAGUGAUUUUGAUGUAUGCGAAGAUGAAUUAAAAUGUAUUCGUACUCUUAGAAAAAAAUUGUUAAGUCAUAAGCCGAAUUUAUUUUGA
Molecule: messenger RNA, 249 nt
Organism: Entrophospora sp. SA101
Lineage: Eukaryota; Fungi; Glomeromycota; Glomeromycetes; Entrophosporales; Entrophosporaceae
Source: the annotation of a GenBank genome assembly